AUGACUGAGCCUGACUCCCUUCUCUCCUCUCUUUGCUCUAUUUGGUGCAAAAUCCUCACCUGCUCCCUUCCAUGCGUCAAACGUCACAAGCUCUGGGCGCAAUGCAGUGGCGUACGCGAUCCAGCAGCUUACAUCAAGCAUUCCAAUCUUGUCACACCCGCUGGAAUCGACCAUGACUACAAUUAUCUCACAAGUAUAGAGCGAGAAUUCGACAAAGCAGAGAGAGAGGCUAGUGUGCGAGGCAUAAUUCUAGACGAGCCGUCAGACCAGAAGAGAAGCGGGCCUGCAAAGGGAGAGGUACCGUUGAACGCUACUCUCGAACGCAGUGAGAUCAUUGUCGCGAAGGCACCCAAGGGCAUGCACAGGAGCAAGACCAAUCGCACAAAAUGGGUAAAGCAACAUAAGUGCCUCGAGUGGACAGUGGAAUGGGUGCACCCUGAUGGGAGAAAGGAGCUAGUGCAAUGCCUGGAUAACACCCCUUUGUACCAAUGCUAUCAAGCUAUCGUCAAUCCUAAGCCCAGGGAGAGGAAGACCAAGAAACGAAAGACGAUGACGGAGCAUGAAGAUUCGCCAAGCAAAGGGCAAUGUGCAGCUGAUGGCGACCGCUCUGGUGCCACUGACGUUAAAGACCAAAGAGAAGAUUCUGCUCCUCGAUCUGAAUGUCUGAAGGACAAUUUGCCUUCAUCUCCGACUACCAACAACCAAACGAGUCCAGUAAGCCCGCCCAACCCUGACCCCAACAUCUCUUUUCAUCUGCACACCCCAACACUUCCAUCACGCCAAACAAUCGUCGCGCUCUUGGAACCCGAGUUCUUCCUCUCCUCAGGCCUCCGUACACGUCUCGUUCUCGAAUACCCCACAAUCUACGUCCUCAAUCAAGCUUCCAAUGCUCCACUACCCGAAGGCUUCCUCAGCGAGCGACAAUUCUUCGAGAACGCUCGCAAAGAGAUGCUUGCAGAAGUAGACGAGGGGGAGAUCGUGGAAGAGGCCGGCGGAAACGAGGGGGAGGAGACAAAUGGCACAAGCAACGGAACGCAGGAUGCUACAGCGAGAAUCGAGAAACUAGAUGAGAAGAAGUUGUUAGAGGUAUUGGGCAAGGACAUGAAAGCUCGAUGA
Messenger RNA from Bacidia gigantensis, 1116 nucleotides. RefSeq lists its product as uncharacterized. Gene Ontology annotation, cellular component: nucleus; pre-snoRNP complex. Lineage: Eukaryota; Fungi; Ascomycota; Lecanoromycetes; Lecanorales; Ramalinaceae. The coding region runs from base 1 to 1116 and encodes 371 amino acids. Gene Ontology annotation, biological process: snoRNA localization; box C/D snoRNP assembly; maturation of LSU-rRNA from tricistronic rRNA transcript (SSU-rRNA, 5.8S rRNA, LSU-rRNA). The transcript is spliced from 2 exons. The record is from RefSeq and is a predicted model, not a curated record.